GGCGAGUGCGAACGCGUCGAGAGGCAAGAGCGUAUAGUAAGUAAGUACGCGCGAAGCAACGUGCUGCGAGUUAGUGGUGCGCAUGCCUCUCGCGCUGAGCACUACAAACGGCAGGAAUAGCGUUUUAGAAUCUCAGUAUCCUAGUUAACUUGGGCAAGCGCACGGAUCGUGUGGUACCCAAGUGGGCUGCGACUGUAAAAUUCAAAACGCCCGACGACGGAAAAGAGCCGCGUGUCGCGACUUCUUCGCACUUUCGAUUUUAUUUAUUGGCAAAACUCGCGACGCGACGCAUCUUCGGCGCUAAACGCUAAACUUUGCGCGAAAAGUUUCAAAGUUUAGUAUUUUUUAAAUAAAGUUUAUAAAGUUUACUCGGUGCAUCACGAAAACUUUUUGCUUUUUGGAUUUGAUUGGACUUAUUUAUCUGUGACCAGUGCUUGGAUUUUAAUUUUUAAAUAGUUUUCAUAAAAGUUUUGUAAAACAGUGAAGAUUUGACUCCGGAAAGGUUCUAAUACGCAUCUAAUACGAAAUUGGAAAGUGCGUGUGCGUGCGCCCGGACUUAAUUAAAACAUAGACUUUGUAAUAUUUUGGGAGUGAAAGUGGUAGAGUGAAAGUUGGAACCCAUUGUUGAAAAUUCAAAUUCAGCGCGUGUUCGACACGCACUUUUGGACUAACUGAGGAUCGCACCAGUACACCAGUACAAAUAAAAAAAUUUUGAAUUGAAAUUUUGAACGGGCGAGAAUUUCCAAUGCAAAGAUGGACUCGCCACAGAUGUAUGACAAUCAGCAGCAUAAUCAAGCGGCGCAGGCGAUAAACAACAGCGAGGUGAAGAAGACGGUCAUCAUGAACAACAAUAAUCUGACAACGCUGAACAACAACACCGGCAACAAGCAGACCGCACAGCUGCUCAAGCAACACCAGCACCAGCAGCACUUCACCCAUGGCGACCUCAACGACCUUAACAGCCCCGAGAUCUCGAUGGACUUGGCAAACCUCAUCGACGACUCGCAGUUUAGCGAUGGCCUGUUUAACGACAUCCUGCAGAAUCAGGGCAAGCACUUGCAGAACAUCCCCAGACAGGUAAUGACACAUGUUCCAAACCAAAAUUACCCUCGAACAACGCUGGCGUACAUGCCGCAGCCGGUGCAUAGCGGAGCCACAUAUUCUGGGGUCCAAAACUCGAAUAGUGACUCGAACAGCUCCGCCGGCAGCGACGUGCCUAGUAUUAAAGAGGAACCCAUUGAUCCACAGGAAUUCCGCCGGCAGUGCAAUAACAUGCUGCCGAAUAACUACCUGCAGGCCCCAGCUGGUUACCCGAACGCCAAUGGCGGCUCCUUCACCACGCUCACGCCCAGCACCGUGCUGCACCACCAGCAGAUGAACAUGAGCGCCAUGAAGACCAAGGCCGCCAUGUUGAGCCACCAUCAUGUGGCGCGCAAGGGGAUGAAGCCCUGCGACAAGAACAGCGAUGAGUAUCGGCGGCGGCGCGAGCGCAACAACAUUGCUGUGCGCAAGAGCAGGGAGAAGGCGAAGGUGCGCACGCGAGAGACCGAGGAGAAGGUGAAGCUGCUGCUCAAAGAGAACGACCGCCUGCAGAAGCGCAUUGAAUUACUGAUGGAGGAGCUGAAUGUCCUGCGGAACCUCUUCUCGAACGUCGGCGUCCUCCCCGAGCACAUUCAUCGAGAAAUCAAUAAACAUCUAGACGCCUUCCCCGUACAGCACAAUAUGGCUGAGGAGAGGCAAAGAAUAAUGGACAUCGUGCAUGACUACGGGCCGUAAUCCACGACUUAUCUCUCAUUUGUCUCGCGUUUGUUUCACUUUUAACACAUGUACGCAACGCGCAUGCGCGAACACCGAAAGCUUUAAUUCGCGACUUGUUGCUAUCAUCGACGUAGACUUCAAGUAGUAGACUUAAGGCAUUCUUCAUCCAUGUGACGCCCCAAGAGGACGGAUAGUUUCUUCUUUGUACAUAGAAAAAUAUUCAGCUCACACUUCAUACACGCGCGUAACGCUGGCUGCGGACCAGAACCACUCUGCGCUAUUUGAAACAAUUUAGAUCUCCUUAAAUAAUAAAGUGUUCUUAAAUGCAAAUGAAACAAUUUACAAUACAUAAACAAAUAUAUAAAAUAUUUAUUGAAGGAAAACAAAUCAAACAAAGUUAACAAUACUAAAAAUGUUACAACAACAGCUGCAAGAAAACGAAAUUUCAAAGAAAAGAAAAAAACAAGAAAAGUUGUUGAAAAGGCUUUGUUGUUGUUGUUGUUUUUGUUCUGUACGAAUGCGAUUGUUGUAAUGUUAUAAAUAUUUAUUUUAUAGUUUUGUGUUUAACGGGUAUUAAAAUACAAUUUAAUUAGAAUUUAUUCCGUUCGAUACUUGUGAUGAUAAUUAAAUAUAUAAAUAUAUAUAUAGAGAAAUCGAUGAAAUAUAUACAGAUGCUGAGAUGAUAAGAAAUAUUGUAUUUAUAAAAUAUAUGAAAUAUAUUUUUUAAAGUAAUUUACGAGAGAUGAGAGAAUUACGCAAGUACGUAAAAACCUGAGUAAGCAAAUUAAAACUUUAAACUAUAAAAAAUGAAAAACGAAAGGAACGCAACGCGUUUUUGUCUCUACUUUUUCGUUUCUUGUUCUAGGUUCUUGAUCUAGGUAUAACCGAUCGACCGCGUUAUAUCUGAAUCGUUGUUGUAAUUUAUAUUUUCUUUAUGUAUAGUUCGAUUGACUUUAAGAAUAAAUGUAAUAGUUGUAUAUUA
Dalotia coriaria is the source of this 2740-nucleotide messenger RNA. RefSeq names its product CCAAT/enhancer-binding protein-like. Bases 754 to 1776 code for a protein of 340 amino acids. Gene Ontology annotation, molecular function: DNA-binding transcription factor activity, RNA polymerase II-specific; RNA polymerase II cis-regulatory region sequence-specific DNA binding. Gene Ontology annotation, biological process: DNA-templated transcription; regulation of transcription by RNA polymerase II. The transcript has 2 exons. The record is from RefSeq and is a predicted model, not a curated record. NCBI's taxonomy places the organism in Eukaryota, Metazoa, Arthropoda, Insecta, Coleoptera, Staphylinidae.